Messenger RNA from Caenorhabditis elegans, 416 nucleotides. It is a transcript of the gene lgg-3, whose product is annotated as Ubiquitin-like protein atg-12. The record is from RefSeq and is marked reviewed. Gene Ontology annotation, biological process: autophagosome assembly. The transcript is spliced from 3 exons. Gene Ontology annotation, cellular component: phagophore assembly site membrane; cytoplasm. NCBI's taxonomy places the organism in Eukaryota, Metazoa, Nematoda, Chromadorea, Rhabditida, Rhabditidae. The coding region runs from base 4 to 360 and encodes 118 amino acids.
AAAAUGGAAACAGAAACCGCCACAACUCCAACAGGAAAUACGGAACCCACCGCUGCAGCUUCCGCCGAACCACCAAAGUCAGAUAAGGUGACCGUAAGGCUGAGGAAUAUCGCAGAUGCGCCAGUUCUUAAAAAUAAGAAAAUGGUGGUGAAUCCAACGGACACUGUUGCUUCCUUCAUCUUGAAAUUGCGAAAACUGCUGAAUAUUCAAGCCAACAACUCACUCUUCUUGUACAUUGAUAACACAUUUGCCCCAUCUCCUGACACCACGUUUGAGACGCUAUCCCGAUGUUAUUCUGUGAAAAUCACCGAUAAGGAGAUUCUGGAGCUUCAGUACAGCAUUACACCGGCCUACGGAUGAAAAACAUGCGAAGCGGGAUUUUUUAAAUGUAUUAUAUGUACUUGAUGUCACAAUAA